This is a messenger RNA of Castor canadensis (American beaver), 788 nucleotides long. The record is from RefSeq and is a predicted model, not a curated record. NCBI's taxonomy places the organism in Eukaryota, Metazoa, Chordata, Mammalia, Rodentia, Castoridae.
CUCCUUGCGCGCGCGCGUUUGGCACAAGCGCCAUGCAACUUGGCUGUACAAAAGGACUUUCCAGGAUUUCAAUUAGUGACGUUCCAAAUCCAGCCCCUUGUCAGUGAAGCUAUAAGGUGAACUGCAGGAAAGUCCUAGCCCUGUACACGUGGGGCCCAGCCACACAACAGGAGUAUGUCUCCCAGCCUUCAGGAAGGUGCUCAGCUUGGGGAACGAAAGCCUUCGCCCUGCUCCUUUUCCAUUGAGAGCAUUUUAGGACUGGAUCAGAAGAAAGACUGCGUUCCAUCAGUGAAACCCCACAGGCCCUGGGCAGACACUUGCGACUCCUCAGGGAAAGAUGGUAACCUGUGCCCACAUGUCCCGAGUUUUCCCAGUGGGAUCUCCUUUCCUUGUAUGAUGGACCACCCAAGGCCAGAAGAAAAAGCUUGGAAAUUUGAAAAUUGCUUGUCAGCCUCGGAAAGACUAUCUUUGAAAAAAGAGAUGAGUUGGUACAGAGGCAGGAGACCAAGAACUGCUUUCACCCCAAACCAGGUUGAAGUAUUGGAAAAUGUCUUUAGAGUAAACUGCUAUCCUGGCAUCGAUAUCAGAGAAGACUUAGCUCAAAAACUGAAUUUAGAGGAAGACAGAAUCCAGAUUUGGUUCCAAAAUCGGCGUGCAAAGCUGAAAAGGUCCCAUAGAGAAUCACAGUUUCUAAUGGCAAAAAAAAAUUUCAACACAAAUCUCCUGGAAUAGAGAAAGCUAAACAUGUGAAAUUAUUUUCCAGUCAUAGAACAUGGAGGAUCGAUGGA